UAUAAGUGUUUUAAGUUGAUAUUGUACUUGUUAUUUCAGAAAAAAAUAUAACUGAGAUGAAUCCUGAGGAUAGAAUCAAUAACCCACAAUAUCUAAACUGGAUCAAAGGAACUUUAGCCCUCAUGCAUUUGUGUGACGUCGUCCGUAACUAUACUUAUCACAUAUUUGAUAAGUUCUUGGAUACUAUUUCAAACCGUCGACAUUAUAACAAUGGAUCAAAUUAUAAAUUUUUGGCUGAUAAUACGAAAUGGGAUUCCAGUAAGUGGAGGUACACAACGAUUUAUCAAUGCGUGUGUCAAUCUUUAUUCAGAGAAAUACUAAGACUUCACUUCUUUGGCGAUAAACGUAUUGGUUUUACAAACUGCAAAGACAAAUAUGUUGGAGGACCAUGGGGUUUAGCAAAGUUUUUUAUGCCAGUGAGCAAGUAUUGUGCUGACAUUGAAACACCUGGAGAAACGGAACCUACUAUUGUCUUAAAGAUGAUUCAAAACUGUCGUCUUUUCGACAAUAUCGCACAUGCAAAUAUUGACAUUAUAAUUGAAAGUAGAAAUGCGAUGAUGCAUUCGCCAUUGAAUAAUGUAAAUGAUGCAGACUUGAAGAAGUACAUUGAUGCUAUGGUCGACUUUUUGAGAGAUGCUUUGAAAUCGCAGAUAAAAGACAACAUUCGACAGCAGCUGAACAAAGCUCAGGAGGAAAUCCGUCAGCUGAGGUAUGCAGAUAUGAGAGUCGAUCUGCUUCCAGAAAAUGCAGAGAGAGCGAUAAACUUCAAGAAAAGAUUGGUCAUUGGUAGUAUAAAGAGAGAGUAUGAAGAGGCCGAUGUUGCUAAAUUAGGUGAAUAUCUCGACAUCCUGGAUGAACUCGGAGGUGAUCUUCUAGCGUGGAAUAAAAAGAGCUGGGAAAUCGGGAAGCUAAAAGAAAUUGGAAAUUACCGGGAGAUGCUGGAUAAAGCGUUAGCAGAAAAAGAUGAAGCGAUAAAAAGUUUGAAUGAAACGAGAGAAGAGCUUGAUAAUGUUAAGAUUGAAUUCAAUGACACGAAGAACAAACUACAUGAAGCAGAAACUAAAAUAAUUACUAUACAAAGAGAGCUUAAAGAUACACAAGAAAGAUUGGAUGCAAUUACCGAAGAAAAUAAAGAUAAACAAGACGAGUUAAAUACCACCAAAAACCAAUUAGAUUCAGCAACCAAAGAAAAUGAAAGACUACAAGACGAACUGAAUGAUACAAUAGAAAAAUUAGAUGCGGCAACAGAAGAAAAUGUAAGACAACGGAACCAAUUGAAAACAACACAUGAAAGAUUAGAUGUAGCAAUUAAAGAAUCGAAUGAAGUUUAUCAUGUUUGUAAAAUUUUUGCUAUCAUUUCACUCUUUGUGGCUUUGAUUUUGGUAUAUUUUUGAAGCAUCUUAUUGUUUUCAUGACGAUUCGCUCGCUUAAACAUUGAACAUUAUGAAUCGACACAUGUACGUAUGUCAUGUUCUUCGAAGGCAUUAAAAGUCUGCAAACAAAAAAAUGCACCAGCCACGUUUACGUAUUGUACUUAAAUUUUUAAUUACAGAACUUCUAUGCUUAACUACAAGGGUUGUUGGUAGGCGACAAUGUGUGUAGUUUACUCUGAAAUAAUUAUAAGCUAUCUACCCUGAAGGCGUAAAAUAUAGCAUUAUAUAAACAAUAUUGGCGAUGGGCAUUGUAAAAUGUUUUGCCAAUAAAAAUCUUGAAUCUUGAAAAUUAUCGAGAGCGGGACGUUGUCAUAGAUACCGAAUUUAACACGAUCUAGACAUUCAAAAAAAAAAACAACACAAAAGACAAUAUUUUAUAAUAAAAAGAUAGGAUUCAGUUUUGCUGAUGGUCAACAAACGUAUUCAAAUACUUUAUCAAGCAAAUACAUUUAGUUCAUGAUAAAGAGACUUAACUCUUAGUCUUUUUAGUUGCAAAGCAAAUAGCGAACAGAUAAAAUACAAUUGCCAGGAGUGUCGCUAGACAAGUUGUUAGAAGAAAUCUUUUUGCAGCCCUGUUGAUGUUGUUAUUCUGUUAGAGAUAUGUUUCUAAUUUGUCUUUAAGUAUGAAAAUAAAUUGCUCGUAAGAAAUCUUUAUGUACUUUGUUAUAAUCAUGUCUUAAUCAUGUUCAUUAUUUUAUGUUGCUCAUAUAUGGUAUAUUUAGUGGCAAGAGGAAAACAAUUUUGAAAAGGGUUACAUACAAAAUGUUUUCAGUGAAGGUGUAACAGCGAAUAUAUUAUUGUUUGUUUGCGUUUUACGUUGCACCAACACAUAUGGCAACUUUCCAGUUUUACUGGUGGAGUAGGGAUGAUAUCGUUAUAGAAAAUAUAUAAUGGAGAUGUAAAAUAAAGGUGUAUCUGUGUAAAUAUUAUCAUGUUGAUGAUCAUCAUGAUAAUAUUGUUACUUCUAAUUAGUUUACUGACAACUAAGAAUGUACGAGUCUUUUUUAAUCUAAAAAUAUUGUAUGUACUUACUAAUUGUGAAUAAGAUAGAAAAUAAAUAUUUAUAACAGUGUGUAA
Molecule: messenger RNA, 2510 nt
Organism: Ruditapes philippinarum (Manila clam)
Lineage: Eukaryota; Metazoa; Mollusca; Bivalvia; Venerida; Veneridae
Exons: 3
Coding region: 57-1394 (445 amino acids)
Source: RefSeq, a predicted model, not a curated record